Somion occarium is the source of this 1848-nucleotide messenger RNA. The record is from the annotation of a GenBank genome assembly. Lineage: Eukaryota; Fungi; Basidiomycota; Agaricomycetes; Polyporales; Cerrenaceae.
GGUCCUCACGGCUCUCUCCUAGCCUUCGACAGGCCGAUCUAUUUUUUUGCUUAUAACUUUCCAGCAUUUCAGAACUUAUCUUCCAACACUUCCGUUCCUUGAGCUGAGCUCUCAUCUACCUUCCUUUCCACACGUAUCCGGCACCCCGUAACAUUGACCUAUAUCCCCCUUUCUUCACGCACCAUCAUGAAGACCAUGCACAGUCUAUUGGUCUCAGUCCUCAGCGCCGUCACUCUUGCAUCUGCUGCUCCCAUCUUCUACCGCACAGACAAUACAACUGCUUCGUCUCAAGUUAUCAUGUUGAACACUCCCAACUUCGUCAGUGAACAAGCUGGAGCUGUGUAUUUCAUCAGCAAUGAGCCCUCAGGUAACUUUGUCGUCGUUGGAGAAGUCCAGGAUAAUGGCGCUGUGGUUCCCAACCGAGCGGUAUCAACUGGUGGACAGGGUGCUCAUGGUGUGAGCGACCCAAUUGGUCCUGACCCACUGUUCUCGCAGGGUGCCAUCAAAGCUUCCGCCAAAGGCCAGAAGCUCGCAGCUGUCAAUCCGGGAGACAACACCGUUUCUCUUUUCUCGAUCGAUCCCAAGAAUCCCGUUGAUAUCAAGAUGAUCGGUACUCCUCAGAGUAGUGGUGGAGAGUUCCCUGUAUCCGUUGCUUUCAACAAGGAUGCUACCCAACUGUGUGUUUUGAACAGCGGGAAGGUGAACGGUGUCAACUGUUACCAAGUCGAUAGUUCCAACGGACUUGUUGCGCAGGCGGACACGACUCGUUCUUUGGGUCUCAACCAAACGACUCCUCCCGCUGGUCCUGCUAACACUCCCAGUCAUGUCAUCUUCAACGAAGACGGCACCAAGCUAAUCGCUUCCGUUAAGGGUACACCACCCAACCAGCCUGGUUUCCUUGCUGUCUGGGACGUUGCCGAGGACGGUACGCUCUCCAAAGACUUCACAUCGAUUGCUCCUGCGGCUGGCGGUCUCCUUCCCUUCUCAUUGACCAAUAUCAAUGGCAUGAAUGCUGUCCUCGCCACUGAUGCUGGUGUCGGGUUUGAUAUCUUUGAUUUCUCAACUGUCAAGAACGCCCAGGACGGGGGGAACCAAACGUCUGCUAAGAAUUCUGUGGUGCCUAUUGAGGGACAGAUGGCGACGUGCUGGUCGAGUUUCAGCAACGAGACCGGAAAUUUCUAUCUCACCGACGUUGGAACUUCGACUGUCACUGAAGUUAAUGUCGACAAGGACUUGAAGGGAACAAUUGUCAAGCAAUAUCCCCAGCUGAAUAACUCUGCGACGAUUGAUAACGAUGUGGCUCAGAUCAAUGGCAAAGAUUUCUUGUACAUAUUGGCCGCCGGCGCAACUUCUAUCGACGUCAUGUCCCUGCACGCUUCCGGCAAUGCUACCAGCCUUGGUUCUUUCAGCUUCGACUUUGCUGCGAAGCAGGCGAACUUGACAUUGAAUGCGAACAACUUACAGGGAAUGACUACGUUUGUGAAGGAGUAAUCGUAUUUACGCUGCUCUUAUUCCUGUGAUGAAGUUCCGGAAUCGUGACUUUGCGGUUAUUGGAUGGAUGUCUACGCUUCCUCGUUUCCUUCAUGUGCAUAUGCAGUACUACGAUGCAUGUCUUGCUUCUAUUCUCUUGCUGACUGCAGCAAGAGAUAUGCUCGAAACCCUUCGCGGCUUGACAGUUUUACAAUUGAAACUUUGCGUUUGGGGACUACACUGAAUUUGUAACCGCUUUUGUAUUUUUACGUGAAGUACCACUGCCCGCUUAGCUCAAUCGGAUAGAGAGGGUCAGACUCUUAAAUCCGUGUAGGUGGGAACCGUGGGAAUAUUAAUCUAAAGCUGUUUCUGUUUCCU